Naegleria gruberi is the source of this 312-nucleotide messenger RNA. RefSeq lists its product as uncharacterized. The transcript has a single exon. The record is from RefSeq and is a predicted model, not a curated record. The coding region runs from base 1 to 312 and encodes 103 amino acids. NCBI's taxonomy places the organism in Eukaryota, Heterolobosea, Eutetramitea, Acrasida, Naegleriidae.
AUGAGAAGAAGUACAGAAUCACAGAAGGAAAUUGAGGAAAAGAUGGAAAAUUUCUCCAGUGUUAUACCAGAUCAGUCAGAUGUUGGAUAUCUCGAUACUUUCAUAAAGAAUAAUUCCAAGAAACGUUCGAUUGAAGAUUUGGAUGGAAGUAAACUGGUAGAAAUGAACAGAAAGCUACUGAAACUGUCCAAGGAUUUAAAAACAGAAAAUGAAGAGUUGAAAGAAUCUAAAAAAGCUCUAGAGAAAGAAAAUUUAAAGCAAAAGAAUUUACUCCUCGCUCUAAGGGCCAUGAUGGAUGCGUCUAGUCUGUAA